Gloeophyllum trabeum ATCC 11539 is the source of this 961-nucleotide messenger RNA. RefSeq lists its product as uncharacterized. The transcript has 3 exons. The record is from RefSeq and is a predicted model, not a curated record. Gene Ontology annotation, cellular component: mitochondrion. Lineage: Eukaryota; Fungi; Basidiomycota; Agaricomycetes; Gloeophyllales; Gloeophyllaceae. The coding region runs from base 1 to 609 and encodes 202 amino acids.
AUGUUUAUCAUUUCCACUGCUCUCGCUAUCGUCAACUUCUUGUAUGCCUUCCUCACGACUGAUGUCUUAGCGGAUGGCACAUAUCCCGGAGAAACCGAGUCUGUCCUGAGAGAGAAAGACGUUGGUAACCUUCUGGAUGUCUUCGCGAAUGCUUUGAAUACCGCGAACAAACGUCUUGAACGGUCCCUUCGGGAGAAAGCAUCGUUGACGGAAUUCAUCGGCGACCUCCCUGGAGACACGGCGGUUUCGUCCCCGCCGGGCAGGGAGGUACACCCAGUACACCGGCCUUCUGGAACUGUGAAGACGUUCAGAGGACUGGUGAUCCCAGAGGAGCCUAAGCCGCCAGCUGCAGACGAAUGUUGCAUGUCAGGCUGCGCCGUCUGUGUAUAUGACUUGUACGAAGAGUCGCUACAGGCGUAUAAUGCUUCACUCAAUGCGCUCAGAUCUACACUUAGAGCCUGGAAUGUGCCCGAGAGCGAAUGGCCUGCAUCUAUCCGGGAUGCUGGCGAUGCUGCCAAGGAAUCGGAGGGUAAUAAGACGAAGAAUGUGACCCUCAGCGCUUUCGAGGAGCUCGAGAAGAUGCUGCAGCAGAAAAGAGCAGGGACUUGAUAUGCUUUGGAGGCGUUUUCGCACUAUGUUCCGGUUGACCUCCACGAGCCAUUCCCGUCUUCGGGUGCUGUCUGGGAUUCUUGUCAAUCCCUGCGCACCGCUCGCAGGCAGUGCAGAUGAAAUUCCUUGAAAAGCUAUUCAAGUCGACGCGACGGCCGUUUCUUUCCUCGUGCGUUUUUGGCCCUGCCAGCACGAUAAGCAGGUUCGGUGCAUUUCCUUGCCCCAUCAAAAUCAGGCGAUCCUUCAGCCUUGGAAUGAAGACCGCAAAACGGGAAACGCGGAACGCCCUUUGACACAGUGGGGAAGGAUGUGUAUUGACGGCUGGCCAUGACUCCUAGAGCCUUGGUGGCGG